UGUAACUGCAAACUGCAAACAAACUCUCUCUCUCUCUCUAAGAAACAGACUUUAUUUAAAGAUCAUUGUUUAUUAAUCUCUUGGGGUGUAAACUCAGCUGCUACACUGGCUCUACCUACUCUGGAAGCCCUAACCAUGCUCAAUUACUGGCGCACAACCGGCGCCGCCAAUGCUGGAAAUUCACGCCCCACCUCUCCCCUCUUCCUCCCCGCCGCCAGCCCCUUCUCCGACUACGGCUUCGACGGCCCAUUCUUCGACCUCGAAUUCACCCUCUCCAAUCACAUCGACCACCACGCAUCUCCGAAUUCCGGCGACUCGUCGGAAUACGAACAAGACAUGAGAGAAAUCGAGCUCAACCUGGACGCCAUCAAUCAAACUUACAAGCCGCGGUCGAGCAUCGAAUCGAAUCACUCAGAAGGAAAUCCCAAAUUCCCCCUUUCGUUUGUGAAAACGGCGGGAAAAUUCGGAGUCCUCUUCGGAAAACCUAAUUCCUCAAAUGAGAAAACCGAAAAACCGAAGAAGGAGCUUCUUCGGGUUAAAUUCAAAGUGGAUGAAGUGAAAGGACCGCUGAUUUCUCUGUUUGCGAGAGAUUGUAGCAUCUCGGAAGAUCCAGAUUCGGACAAGUUGGGGAAAGAAAUCCUGCACAAGUACUUGAAUAUUCUCAAGCCUUUGUACGUCCGUGUUGAGAAGAUGAAGUUUUCCGGCGCAGCCUCUCCUCCGCCGGAGAUGGCCAAAUCGGGGUUCCGGAGCAAUAGUAAUCUGCAGGCGGGGAUUAAAGUAGUGCGUAAGCAUUUGGGGAAGAGCCGCUCAACUUCGGUGUCGCCGCCGGGAAACCGCCGUGACGACUCGCUGUUGGAGGUGCAGGAUGGGAUUCAAGGCGCUAUUUUGCAUUGCAAGAGAUCAUUCCAUUCAGAUAGUGAAAGAGAAUUGUCCCGGUCGGUGAGUGAUGCAUGAGAAGUCUGUGAUUUCUAGUUUAUGUUCCGGGAAAGUUGUAUAGCCAUGGAUCAUCUUCCUUACGACAGAUGGACUAUAAUUUGUAACUCGUACGUAUAUUGUAAAAUCAAAAAUCAAUGAAAAUAUUCAGUGUUGAUUUGAGAAAA
Salvia hispanica is the source of this 1100-nucleotide messenger RNA. RefSeq names its product membrane-associated kinase regulator 5-like. Gene Ontology annotation, cellular component: plasma membrane. Lineage: Eukaryota; Viridiplantae; Streptophyta; Magnoliopsida; Lamiales; Lamiaceae. The record is from RefSeq and is a predicted model, not a curated record.